AUGCUUGUGGGGAGCCCCCGGGCUGUCGUCCAGGCGACGCUCGGUGCUGCCAAGGUCGCGUGGAAUCUCGUCGAUGUGACGCAGCACAAAGGCUCGCAUCCCCGCAUGGGCGCCCUGGACGUGUGCCCCUUCGUCCCCGUCCGAGACGCCACCGUGGCGGACUGCGUGGCCUGCUCCCGCGAGUUCGGCCGUCGCCUGGCGGAGGACCUCGGCGUCCCCGUCUUCCUCUACGGAUUCGCUUCCGAUCGGGACUACCGGAAGAUCAUGCUGCCGAUCCGCGCCGGCGAGUUCGAAGGACUCGACGAGAAAGUAACCCCAAUAAUACGAGUAUAA
Messenger RNA from Darwinula stevensoni, 333 nucleotides. The record is from the annotation of a GenBank genome assembly. NCBI's taxonomy places the organism in Eukaryota, Metazoa, Arthropoda, Ostracoda, Podocopida, Darwinulidae.